Solanum lycopersicum (tomato) is the source of this 399-nucleotide messenger RNA. Its product is annotated as extensin. The record is from RefSeq and is a predicted model, not a curated record. NCBI's taxonomy places the organism in Eukaryota, Viridiplantae, Streptophyta, Magnoliopsida, Solanales, Solanaceae.
AUGGCUUCUAAAUUCACACUAAUAUAUCUUCUUCCACUACUAACACUCCUCCUCAACUUUCCAGCAAGAAUCACACCCCAAGAAUGUGCUUAUCCUUGCUAUCCUCCUCCCACCGGAAACAACCCUCCUCCGGCCACCACAACCCCACCAGGUGGCUAUGUCCCAAAUCCACCAUCAACCACCUAUCAACCACCACCACCUGGUUACAACAACAUCCCUUAUCUGAAUUCUCCACCUGAUGAUUACGCUAACGGUGAAGCACCACCACCACCAGAACCAAUUGUCCCUUGGUUCCCAUUUUAUUAUAGAAAACCUCCUCAUUCCGAUCAAUCUUCAUCAUCAAGAAUCACAUCCAAAAAGAUGAUUAGUUUAUUAGUAAUAGGAAUAUUUUUUGUCUAA